AUGGCCAAUUGCAACCUCAAUGCUGCCCCCGUCGGAGCGGCCAUCUUCGACGAGCCUGUCUCAUACCUGGACCUCAAGGCCUGGAUCGCCGAACAGGAAGCCCUACCCCAGCCAGAGCCACUCACUGACAUCCAGAAGAAAGCCAUUCUGGACCUGAAGAAAUCCAUCGUCAAGACGAAGCAGAGUUUUCACCUCGACCACGCCGAUUGGGUCUCCCUACUUAUGAGAUACCGGGAUGCCCAUGCAGCUGAAGGGUGCACCGUCGAAUUCAAUGAUAACCACCAGAAUCAAGUCGGCAAGGUUGGCUUCAUGUGCUUUGUCUCACUUUCGGUAACCAGGGACUGGGAGCCGAUCCUCUUCCCCAGCAAAGAGAAUGGCAUAUUAGUGGACGACGCUACCGGAGCACCUUAUGUACCGCACUUUACCAAGAAAAAGGACGCAAAACGGUACGCAGCCAAGUGCGCUAUCGAGUGGCUCAUGUAUCAAAGGUACAUGCCCUCGGACUGCCAAAACGUGACUUUUAAGGCGAAGUCCAAACCUGGCAAUCCCCAAAAUGGACAGUCCAAGCAACCGCCUGGAGUUCCGGUUGUGGUCCCUUUGGUCAUUACUCCCCAGACGACACCUACGGCAUCAGUCAACACCAACGGAAUCGUUAAUGGUAAUGGCGCCGUGUCUGCGCCUGUCUCCAUUCCCUCCACGCCAUCGUCUCCCGCGAACGGGGAGUCGGAUUCAAACGACGGUAGCGACGGUGCCUCUCUAGACCCAGAUGCCGUGAGUAAUUCCGCGAACUCAUUGGCACCUUAUCUUGCCAAACCACCUCCUGCUCCUCGUCGUAGGAAAGGCACCGACAAUAUUCUUGAUAUUGACGUCCAUGACGAUAGUAUCUCGGUACACCAACGACUAGCGGAGAUGGCCAAGAGACUGGGGAUGCAGGUUCCACACAUCAUAGUAGAACCGAUUCCUGAUGCUCAGAACAUGUUUCGCGGACAGGCCAACUUUCCGAUCGAGGCCGGGCAGGUACCGGAGCAUGUGGGACGAGUGGACAGUGGUUUUAUGGGGCCGGCCACCAAGGAGAUGGUGGCUGAGAAAGUGCUGGAAUAUUUGUUUGAAGUUGAGCGGGUGCGGAUUGCGGAGUUCGAUUCUAUUAUUGCGGAUGAGGAAAGCCACUGA
This is a messenger RNA of Sordaria macrospora k-hell, 1170 nucleotides long. NCBI's taxonomy places the organism in Eukaryota, Fungi, Ascomycota, Sordariomycetes, Sordariales, Sordariaceae. The record is from RefSeq and is a predicted model, not a curated record.